This is a messenger RNA of Ceratitis capitata (Mediterranean fruit fly), 1335 nucleotides long. RefSeq names its product gustatory receptor 5a for trehalose-like. Lineage: Eukaryota; Metazoa; Arthropoda; Insecta; Diptera; Tephritidae. Gene Ontology annotation, biological process: sensory perception of sweet taste; detection of chemical stimulus involved in sensory perception of taste. Gene Ontology annotation, cellular component: membrane. The transcript is spliced from 8 exons. The coding region runs from base 1 to 1335 and encodes 444 amino acids. The record is from RefSeq and is a predicted model, not a curated record. Gene Ontology annotation, molecular function: sweet taste receptor activity.
AUGGACAUUCAACCCUCGACGCAUAAACAGCCAACAAAGCAAACCAGAAGCAAGUUAGGGGAAAAACUGGAGAAAGGCCAAGAGGGAAAUGAUUCUCUAUCGCGUCGAAAAGGGAAAACACGUGGCGUCCGGCGCGGUACCCGUGCUGACUACCUGCACAACGGCAGCUUCCACGAGUCGGUGGGUCCGGUCUUGGUCAUUGCCCAGUGGUUCGGUCUAAUGCCGGUACGCGGAAUACUUGCAGUGAACGCGAAAAGCUUAAAAUUCAGUUGGGUAAGCUUCCGCACCUGUUACAGCGUAGUCUACGUAAUACUGACUAGCAUCGAUACCGGAUUAACAAUGAAUAUGGUUUUCAGAGGUGCAAUGGAGGUGAAAAAUAUCUCCCCAUUGGUAUUCCACGUAAAUGCGCUUUUAGUUGCAAUUUGUUUUCUACGCUUGGCCGUUAAGUGGCCCCAGCUAAUGCUGAAGUGGCAGCGUGUAGAGCGUCAACUGCCACCACAUCAGAUGUGGCGUGACCGGGAAGCUCUGGCGCUGCGCGUUCAUAAGGUCACCUUCGUAUUGAUCACAUUGGCACUGACUGAACAUCUCUUGAGUGUCGUCUCAGGCAUACACUUUGCAAUUCAUUGCUCUCCAAAUAGCGAUCCAAUCAAAUCGUUUUUCAUCGCGGUUUCUCCACACACAUUCCUGAUUUUUAACUACUCAACCUGGUUGGCGUGGUGUGGAAAAUUAUUGAAUGUACUGAAUACUUUUGGCUGGAGUUAUAUGGAUGUGUUUCUCAUGAUAAUCGGAUUGGGACUAUCCUCUUUAUUCGGACAAGUACAGAACAGUUUGAAUCGCGUAAAAGGAAAGACAAUGCCUGAGGCUUAUUGGACUCGAACACGUCUACAAUAUCGUCUCAUAUGUGAUCUCAUUGAGCAAGUCGAUGGUGUUGUUUCCGGAAUGAUAAUGCUCUCAUUUGCGAAUAAUCUUUUCUUUGUCUGCAUACAACUGCUUAAGAGUAUAAACAAAAUGCCAUCCAUCUCUCACUUUGUAUAUUUCUAUGCCUCUCUGAGCUUUCUGUUGGGCCGCACUUUGGCCGUUUCACUCUAUCUCUCCGAGGUAAACGACCGAUCGCGCGAGCCAUUAUUAGUUAUUAAACACGUGCCGAGGGAAGGUUAUUGUGCCGAGAUCGAACGAUUUGGACAUGAAGUGGCUGUGGAUAAGGUGGCCUUGACGGGAAUGCAGUUUUUUAACAUAACGCGUGGCUUGGUAUUGGCGGUCGCUGGCACGAUUGUCACAUAUGAACUUGUUCUUAUACAAUUCCAUGAGGAAGAGAAUUUAUGGGCUUGCAAUUGA